AUGGGUUUUCACAACAAUGAGAAGCACAAGUUCCUGAAGAUCGUAUUGGCUCUGCCGCGUUUCAUUGCACCUGCCAAGCGGAUCCUGGAAAAUGGUUUCACGUUCUCUCCAAUGUCUCUACAAGUAAGCGGUUUACCGUUUUUUUCAGCGAUGACCGUUGAUGGAAACUGAAAUAGCCAGUUAUUAUGCAUUCUGCGUGCGUAGGCUUGAUUAAUGUCUGUUACUUGUGCCCCAGUCCUAUGCCCCGUUUGAAGCCAACAUCGACUUUGAAAUACGCUUUAUGGUGGACGUUGGUAUGACCGGGUGUUGUUGGAUAGAACUGCCUGCCGGAAAAUAUCUCUAUCGAGUUAGACGACAAGCCACAACUCCAACCAAAUCGCAGUCAGUGAAUCAGAUGCAGAGGCACCACUUCGCUAACGAAGAAGAUCGCCUAUCGCCUCUGCCUGGUCAGACGCGCUGCCAGAUCGAAGUUGACAUUGCCUUCGACGAGUUGGUGAUCUACCCUACUGAGGGUGAAUGGAGUAAAAUUGCGCCAAUGCGAAUCCUCAGCUUCGAUAUUGAAUGCGCUAAUCGAAAGGGUAAAUUGCGCUUCAUGUAGAUUGUCUUAUUAUUUUUGAUGACCUAAUUUAUCAAUGUGUGGGCUAUCUAGCCGUUCGCCUGACUUGUGUUUUUAAUCGGGAUGCAUGACUGUGUGCAUGAUACUCAGCCAACGAGUCAACGUGGCAUUUCUGCAUAUGUAGGUAUCUUCCCAGUCCCGGAGGAGGACCCUGUUAUUCAGAUUGCCAACAUGGUGGUGAAUUAUGGUGAGCAGAAGCCCUUCAUCCGGAAUGUCUUCACGCUCAACACAUGCGCGCCCAUCGUCGGUUCGCACGUCAUCUGCCAUGACAAGGAGAAUGAUAUGUUGGCGGUACUGAUCAUUUUAUUUAUAUUGUUCUCAUAA
This is a messenger RNA of Spirometra erinaceieuropaei, 940 nucleotides long. Lineage: Eukaryota; Metazoa; Platyhelminthes; Cestoda; Diphyllobothriidea; Diphyllobothriidae. The record is from the annotation of a GenBank genome assembly.